UUGCUAAAAUAAACAAUUCAAAAACGUCGACACGCGGGUUCAAAAAUUGAAUGUCGCUAUUACAGCUACUUUAUUGCCAGAUAAAAAGUAAAUAGUGCUUAUAUUUCGAACUUUCUUAUCGAGAAAAUGUCUAGCUGGAAAAAAGCUGCUAAAUCAAACCAGAAAGUGCAUCGAGAGAGGGCCCAACCAUCUGCCAGAUCGCACCUGGGUAUUUUAGAAAAGAAAAAAGACUACAAACGGAGAGCCGACGAUCAGCACGAAAAAGAUGAUACACUGAAACUUCUACGUAAACGGGCGCUUACCCGUAAUCCCGAUGAGUUCUACCACCAUAUGAUCAACUCUAGAACCCAAAAAGGAGAACAUCAUGAGCUAGAUAAGGAAGACGAACAUUCGCCCGCACAGCUCCGACUCAUGGAAACUCAGGAUUUACGCUAUGUCAAUAUGAAGCGAACCAUGGAGACAAAUAAGAUAGCUCGUUUACAAAGUCGGUUACACAUGACGGAGGUAGCAGACCUCGUUCCCAAUAAGCACAUUUUUUUCGUCGAUAACGAACAGGAUGCCAAAAGCUUGAAUGUUGCGGAGAGACUUCAAACGCAUCCUAGUUUACUGGGGCGUAAAACAAAUCGGCCAAGAUUAGACCAGCUAGAGAAGUUAGCUUUAGAUGUGCAGGACGAUAAGGUGAUUCUUGCAAUAAAUGAAGAACGAGAAAAAUCUUACAAGGAGUUGCAACGUCGCGUCGAGCGUGAGAAAGAGCUUACUAUAAUUCAGCAUAAGUUGGAACUGAAACGAGCGAUACAGGAAAAACGCCAUCGGAAACCGAAACGUGUUGCUAAAGGAACAAAAGAUCGUGCGCCAAUAUAUAAGUUCAAAUACGAAAGAAAAAGAUAGAAGUGUAUGAUAUAACUUGUUUAAUAUACUGAAUAUUAUUUUGCAUAAAAUAUAAUAAAAAUCAACUUGAGUAA
Molecule: messenger RNA, 962 nt
Organism: Wyeomyia smithii (pitcher-plant mosquito)
Lineage: Eukaryota; Metazoa; Arthropoda; Insecta; Diptera; Culicidae
Product: probable U3 small nucleolar RNA-associated protein 11
Exons: 2
Coding region: 127-888 (253 amino acids)
Biological process (GO): rRNA processing
Cellular component (GO): small-subunit processome; nucleolus
Source: RefSeq, a predicted model, not a curated record